Clarias gariepinus (North African catfish) is the source of this 2921-nucleotide messenger RNA. Its product is annotated as nuclear body protein SP140-like. NCBI's taxonomy places the organism in Eukaryota, Metazoa, Chordata, Actinopteri, Siluriformes, Clariidae. Gene Ontology annotation, cellular component: nucleus. The coding region runs from base 10 to 1671 and encodes 553 amino acids. The record is from RefSeq and is a predicted model, not a curated record. The transcript has 15 exons. Gene Ontology annotation, molecular function: DNA-binding transcription factor activity, RNA polymerase II-specific; DNA binding; protein binding. Gene Ontology annotation, biological process: regulation of transcription by RNA polymerase II.
AGCAGCAGAAUGGAUCUUUUAGAUUUUCUAACUGAAGAUGAGUUGAUGCAGUUUUUUCACUAUAAGAAGACAGAGAUGUCUUGUAUGGAGGACCCACAGACCUUCCUCACCCAACUCCGGGACCACGACCUGGUACCUGAGGAUGUCUACAAGAAGGUAAUAAAGAUGAAAAAUAAAGAGAGAAAGCAAAAAGGUGUCUAUGAGAUUUUGGACUGGGUGGAGAAUAAUCGAGAACAGUGUAUGAAACUGUUUUGGAGUUGUGUGUUUCAAGAUCACAUCCUGCGGCAAUAUCCUGUUCUCCGCUUGCUCCAGAAAAGCCUUCUCGAUGGUUCCUUUAGGAUUCAUGAAAAUCUCCUAAAUGCUGAUAAAAAAAAUAGAAAAAAGGAAGCUGAGAAAGAAGAAAAUAAACAGAAAGCGCACAAGACUGCAACAAAGAGAAAGAGAAGUUCUGAAGAGACAGAUGAUGAGGAAACUGGACCUUCCUCUGUGUUCAGUCAGAAGAAACCAGCUAUUAAGCCUGAAAUCUUGCCACUGUUAAAGAGUGAAACACUUCCAGUUACCUGUGGAGAUAAAAAGGGAAUCCUGUAUCCAGACAAGCUUGCCAAAGGAGCAAAAUGUAAGUGUAUUCUGUCCCAGGACUGCUGGUUUACUACAAAUGACUUUGAGAGAUUUUCGGGAAGGGGAAAUAGCAAGAACUGGAAACUUACUAUCCGGUACCAAAACACUCCACUGCUGAAACUAUUAAAGGAGGGUCAUUUGCAGUGUCCACGCUCUCACAAAGGCUGUUGUCAAAAGAAAGUGUCAUUUUCUUCUGGACCUGAGGAACCCAACAGUCCUUCAAUUCAGCAAAACAGCGAGCGAGCGGACUCGUCCAAACUUGGCAUCUCUGCUUUACCAGUCAGCUGUGGUUCUGUUAGUGGGUUUUUAUAUAAAAGCAGAUUUACAGGGUCACGCAGUAAAAGCAUCCGCACAGAGGAGCGCUGGUUCACUCCUGAGGAGUUUGUAAUGCAGGAGUCAACUCUAACAGAUGGACACUGGAAGAAAGACAUACUGUAUCAAGGGAAAACCAUUAACUACCUGGUGAAGAAGAAGAUCCUGGAUAUCCAUCCACAGUCAUGUUCCUGUCAUCUAUGCUGUCCCAAGAAUAUUUGGGAACAGGAUAAUGAUGAUGUGUGCUACAUUUGUAACACUGGGGUAAAUCUGGUGUGCUGUGACGGGUGUCCGCGAGUUUUUCACCAUCACUGUCACUUACCCAUUCUACAGGACGACACAUUUGGGGAUGAGUGGAUUUGUACUUUCUGUGUAUUAAAGGCUAACCACAGAUUGUGGAUUCACAUGAGCAGGAAAGGCGCGUUGGACAGUCCUGUUUCCAUGAACAAUAUGCGCUGUGAGUAUUUGCUAUUGCGCUUGUAUAAGGCAGCUACGAAGCAGAUGUUUGCUCACGACCCUACUGAAAAGGUGCCGAGAUAUAGCAGUGUGAUCUCCAACCCCAUGUGGCUGGACAAAGUGAAGAUUAAACUGCAGAAAAACGAGUACAGAACAGUGGGACAGUUUGUAAAUGACAUAGACUUCAUCUUCAACAACAACAAGACCUUUAAAAAGGAUAAUUGGGGAGCCAAAUUGAAAAAGAAGUUUGAGGAAGAUUUUAACACCAUCUUUAAAAUUGAGUAGCAUUCAAUUAUCAUUAAAUGUCUAAAAUCUUUAUUUAAAGUUUACAUUGCAUCAGAUCUAUUUAAGUGACCUUAUUGUCUGUGAUUCAGCUUUUUUUUUUUUUUUUUUUAAUCUGUUUAUUAUUGUUUUUGGAUGCAGGUAUUUUUGUAAGUCAAAGCUCCAAAUUAUGGAACAAUUCUUUAUAUUGUUAUAUAACAAAUUUUUAUAAACAUCUUUACAUUUUAUAUACCUUUAAAGUGAAUUAAUGUACAUGUGUCUCCUAAAAUCUCACAUGUCUUAUUUUUCUGUGGUUUAUUUUUAGUUUAGUUAUUUUUGUUUCUUUUUUGUGUGUGUAGGGAUGUCUUACAGGCAUGUCUUUUACAGUACACUAAUACCCUCUGUGAUCUACUGCUGUUUCAGGCUGCACAAUUCACUGCACUGGAUUUGUAGUAAUAUACAGUGAUAAAUUAUAUUGAUAUUAAUUAUUUAUAAAUAAAUUGUUAUUUCGUAUUCUAGUUCUUGCAUGGGUACAGUUUGCACUAUUUAACUUAAAGUUGUUGCUGUUUUUGUUUUACUAAAAAAGGCGUUAUGUGAGAAUCUGCUACACACUAUACACACUUAAAAAUAGUAUGAUGUAUAUUAUAUUAAUAUAAUAGUAAUAAUAGAAUGUAUUCAUGUACUUUAUUGUGUAGUAGUAGUAUGCAUGUAGUAUGUAUAGGUGAGCUCUUUAAGUAGCUUUAAGUAACUAAAGUGUCUUUUAUUUGGCUGCAGCUAGCAAAAGCCCUGACACGUUUCUUCAAAGAAGUGAUUUUUAAAAUUUUUUAUUAAAAAAAAUAUAUAUUUCUGCAUCAUGUUAAUGUUCAUUAAAUGUAUAUUUUCAUUGUGGCAUUACAUAAGAAAAGAAAUUUUAUUAUUAUUAUUACUUUCUCCAUAUCCUCAUUUCAUUUAUUUUACCCCAUAUUUAUAUUUUUCUGAAAAAUGCCAAAUGUCAGUACAGACAGUUGUAAAGUGAAAUGGGGCCUCUUUCAGUUUAUUUAAAUUCAGACAAAUCAGGAAUAAAAGAUUUUCAGAAAUAUAAGAAAUUUGCUAGCAUUUUCCUUUUUUAUUUUGAGGUAAAUAUUUUAACUUCUUAAAUUUUUGCACAUUUGUUAAUUUAUUCUAGUUUGUGCAUGCAAUGAAGUGAUCAGAAAAUUAUGCCAUUCUGUAACUUAAAAAUGUUGGUCUACAGCUCUGUGCAUUUGAAUAACGGCAAUUAAAAAUUAUACAAACCU